Culicoides brevitarsis is the source of this 4089-nucleotide messenger RNA. Its product is annotated as probable phosphorylase b kinase regulatory subunit alpha. Gene Ontology annotation, molecular function: calmodulin binding. The transcript is spliced from 13 exons. The record is from RefSeq and is a predicted model, not a curated record. Lineage: Eukaryota; Metazoa; Arthropoda; Insecta; Diptera; Ceratopogonidae. Bases 209 to 3850 code for a protein of 1213 amino acids. Gene Ontology annotation, biological process: glycogen metabolic process. Gene Ontology annotation, cellular component: phosphorylase kinase complex.
UUUGAAGGUGACUUUCGUAAUUUUCGCGAUUUUCUCGUCAUUUUUGCGUUUAUCACGUCGAUAAACCGGGCCAGAAAUCGUCAAAUCACGCAGAAAAACGUUCGUACCUGUUCGGAAUUUAAAUGAAUUUCGUGUAAAGUCUUAAGAAUUUGUUAAAAAGUCGUAAAAAGGCUGCGAGAAAAAUUCUCUCCGCACCACAACCACCACCAUGAGAAGUCGAAGCAAUUCUGGUGUCCGUCUGGACUACUAUCAGCGUGUCGUGCAACGUCUGAUAAUGAACCAUCAGCAGCCAGUUACGGGAUUGUUUCCCGCCUCGCCCGACAACCAUCAUGCCUGGAUUAGAGACAACGUAUACUGCAUCUUGGCUGUAUGGGGAUUGUCGAUGGCAUACAAGAAGAUUGCCGAUCAAGAUGAGGAUCGGGCAAAGGCCUACGAGCUCGAACAGAGUUGUGUGAAGCUCAUGCGAGGUCUUUUGAUGUCCAUGAUGCAACAAAAGGAGAAAGUUGAGCGUUUCAAGAGUACGCAACACGUCCAUGACUCGCUCCAUGCCAAGUACUCGAGCAAAAAUGGACAAACUGUCGUACGUGACGACGAAUGGGGUCACUUGCAAAUCGACGCCAUCAGUUUGUAUUUGCUCAUUUUAGCCCAAAUGACCGCUUCGGGCUUGCAAAUCGUCUUUUCCUUGGACGAAGUUGCGUUCAUUCAAAAUCUCAUCUUUUACAUUGAAUCAGCUUACUGCAUCCCGGACUACGGGAUUUGGGAACGUGGCGACAAAACGAAUCACGGUCAACCAGAACUUAAUGCCUCGUCAAUUGGCAUGGCGAAAGCUGCUCUGGAAGCGAUGAAUGAGCUCGAUUUGUUUGGUGCUCGUGGAGGUCCUGCAAGUGUCAUUCACGUGUUGGCGGAUGAGGCGCACAAGUGUCAAGCUGUUUUGCAGAGUAUGUUGCCGCGUGAAUCGAAUAGCAAGGAAUUAGAUUCCGGGUUGUUGUCGAUUAUUGGGUUUCCGGCAUUUGCUGUGGAUGAUCAACAAUUGAUCGAUGUGACACGCGAAGCGGUUGUCACGAAACUCGAAGGACGUUAUGGCUGUAAGAGAUUUUUGCGUGACGGGUAUAAGACGCCACGUGAGGACAUGUCUCGUUUGUACUACGAACGAUGGGAAUUGCGGAUGUUCGAGAAUAUCGAGUGUGAGUGGCCGCUCUUCUUUUGCUACAUGAUCCUGUAUUACACAUUUAAAGGUGACAAGGAUAACAUGAAAAAGUAUUUCAAUAAAUUAGAGGAUGUGAUGAUCAAAACACCUGAGGGAAUGAAAUUAAUUCCAGAAUUGUAUGCUGUGCCUCAUCACUUACACAUGUCCGAAUAUCAAUCACCCGGUUCGCAACCACGUGAUCCCGUCGGUCGUUGCCCCUUCCUCUGGGGCCAAUCUCUCUACAUCCUCGGAAAACUCGUGGACGAGGGAUUCUUGGCUGUCGGUGAACUUGAUCCACUUAAUCGUCGUCUUGGCGCGCAAAAGAAACCCGAUGUCGUGGUACAAGUCGUCAUCAUUGCCGACGACAAUGAAAUUCGUGAUAAACUCGCGGAACACGGCUUUCACGUGCAAACAAUUGCCGAAGUGGCACCCAUCGAGGUUCAACCAGCACGCGUUCUGUCACACUUGUAUACGUAUCUCGGACGUAACAAAAAACUCGGACUCUCAGGUCGUAAGUCACGCGAUGUCGGCAUCUUGAGUACCAGUAAACUGUACUCACUGAAAGACCGGAUUUUUGCAUUUACGCCGCAGAAUUUUGAUUAUGAGGAGUAUUAUACAACACGAGAUCCUGAUUUGUUAGCUUACAAUUUCACGGCUAUUGUAGCAUUUUUGAGUAUGAAUUGGCGACACUUGUUGGGACGACCAACAAUAACGCUCAUGGCCACACAUUCGUUAUUAGAUCAAGGUCGCGUUCCCCUUGCGAUGAUCCAAACGAUGAAAAAACUAAAAUCUGGCUACAUCAACGGCACUCGAGUCAUCCUUGGGAAUUUGGGUGACUUUUUAAACACUUCAGCAAUCACGGAUUUGAGCUUUUUAGGAAGUCAGGAGGAUGGAUAUCCGGAUAAACUUAACCCGGAAGUGCAAUCAUAUUUGGAUGAACAUUUGUUGCGAUCCUUCAGUACGCGUCACGUUCCCCUUGGCAGAGCAACGUACGGCAGGUCUCAGCGCUCCCUCAGACGUCGAAUGUCCGUGAAAGGCACCAUCAAGAAGAAAAUUUCAAUUAACGUGGAUUCCGAACAUUUAGGUAUGGAGGGAGAACGUCGCAUGUCAGUCAUUGAAAUUCCAGCGGAUUUCUUGCCCGAAGGUGCUGACAAGGUGAAGCCCGAUGUGCCGCCCGAGAAAAAUAUUUCGAUUGCCGACAACGAAAUACCUCGCAUUCAUGUCAACGUAACACGUCAUCGUCCAACGACCGACCAAAAUUUCGAGGAAAUUGAUGUGGAAGAGCUCAUCGCAAUGUUGCGCGAAACGGAAAACUUGGAGGAACAGGGUGAUAUUUUGUCAUAUUUGGUCGACAAUCACGGGUUGGACUUCAACACCGAAAUCGGAUCUGCUACGUCGCUCGAUGACCCGAAUGACGAUCCAAAUAAUCCAAAUAUUGAUAAUAAUCAAGGCAUGCUGGACGACGGUCAAGUAGUGACGGUGCGUACGUUGCUGAAGGCUUUGUACGAGAAAGCGUGUCAGCAAAAGAUGUGGGGUUUGGUGCGUCAUACCGCCGGAAUGCUCGGCAAGAAGGUCGAGGAUUUGGCAAAAGCCGUUACGGAUUUGCUUGUGCGUCAAAAGCAAGUUACUGUGGGUCAACCGCCAAAUGACGAGUACACAAUUACGGCACCGCUGCCAGAAACGGAACUGCGACACUGUAUCCACUCCGUGUACGGAAACGAUGAAAGUACGUCGAUGUUGACGCAGGAGUUGCUCGUGUAUUUGGCAAUGUUUAUCCGGACGGAGCCUCAGUUGUUCCACGAGAUGUUGCGACUUCGUGUCGGAUUGAUCAUUCAAGUUAUGGCGAAGGAGUUGUCGCGCACAAUUGGAUGUGAUGGUGCCGAAGCAUCACUUACGCUGUUGAAUUUAUCACCUUUUGAAAUGAAGAAUUUAUUACAUCACAUCAUGAGCGGUAAGGAGUUCGCUGUGAGCAGUGUUGCUCGUGGCAACUUCUCGAUUGUCAGUUGCAAGUCCGGGCGUGUCAGCAAAAAGAGUCAAAUUGGUUUGGGAGACGCGGAAGAUGAGAAAGUUGGGCCGCAAAUCGAUGACAAACAGGGACAAUGGCUACGUCGACGACGUUUGGAUGGCGCUUUAAAUCGUGUACCACGAGAUUUCUAUCCGAGAGUGUGGACUGUCUUAGAAAAGUGCCAAGGAUUAGCCAUAGAAGGUCGUGUACUUCCACAAAGCUUAACACAGGAAAUGACUUCGAACGAGUUAAAAUUCGCAUUGGAAGUCGAAACAGCCCUCAAUACGAUCCCGCAACCGGAAUAUCGUCAACUUGUCGUGGAAGCCUUGAUGGUGCUAACACUCGUCACGGAACACAACAUCACAAACAACCUGGGAGACAUCAUCUGUGUGGAGCAUUUGGUGCACAAGGCGAAUCAAUUGUUCCUGGAAGACCAGAAGAAAGUCAAUGGUGAUGCUACUUUGUGUUGCGCAAAGGAUACGCGAGAAACAACGGCACAAGGACACCUUUUGUGCAUGGGUGCUGCUUAUAUUUGCUCCCAUUUCUAUGAUAGCGCCCCAUCUGGCAGUUACGGAACGAUGACUUAUAUUGCGAAGGCUGUCGCUUGCGUGCUGGAUUGCAUGCCAAAAUCGAAGGAUAACGACUGUACAGUCAGCUAGAUUAAUCUCUUUUGUCUUUUCAAUCAUUUAUUUACCUUCUUCCUCCUUUUAUCAAUUGACAAUCGUCAUUCUCGCACCAAAUGUCGCCCGGUGUGACAUGAAAUGUUGCCCAGGACGUUUGGUACAACAAAGUUUUAUUUAGCUUAGUGAAAUACGUUCUGAUCUACGGAACGUUUUCAAGGUAGAACUUUGAACGAAAGGCAUUUUUUGUGUUAAAAUUACUUUCGCUCACUGUUCUA